AUGCAGAAGAACCCGCAAAGCGUGGAGAAGGGAAAGUUUCCCCUCGAGCUGGUGAUAAGCAUAGCCAACUUCCUUGUUGCUGCUGCACAGAUCGGAUACAAGAAAUUUGGAGAAGCCAAAGGAGACAGUCUUGCAAAGUUCUCAAAAUUUGUCACCGCAGCUGUUCUUCUAGUCCCGAUCUUCAAGAUCCUUCACCAGCUGCGCAGAUUCGCAAAGGAGGAGGGGGGCAGAAAGAUGAACAGGAUUAAGAUCCUCUGCAUGGUAGUAUACCUAUUGGCUCUCUCGUCUGCCAUUGCAUUGCUCUUUAUCAAGCCCGACCGGUUCGACAUCGAGAAACAGGCCAUGGCAGUGUCUAUGGCGUCGCUGCUGGGAAUGGUUGUUUCAAGCUCGCUGCUGGACUACAAGCGUCUCCCCAAAGGCAACUAUGUCGACUACUUCAUCAUACUCGCCUCCCUUGUCUUUGCUGUCAAGCUUGCAACGCUUUUUCCACCUCUCAGCAAUCAUAAGAUGGCUGUCGAUAUAGCACAAUCAGUCUGCAUGGCCGUGGCGCUCCUUCUUCCAGUCGUGCAUAGCCUUCUCUCCCCGCAUAACAUCUUGGAGCCCGUCUCUCCAGAGGACUUCGCUAUGUUCAACACCCUGAGUAUGGUUAUUCUUGUUCUUGGUAUUGCCAUAGUAGCAUUCCCGUACAUACAAGAAUGGCUCUCCAACAGAAAACCCAGCCAAAGUUCAGAGAGCAUGGAUACACAUACCUCGGAUCCAUCCAAAUCUUCCAAAGGUCCGUAUGAAGGACCGCAGAAGGAGCUCGAAGGUAUUAAAGAAUAA
This is a messenger RNA of Encephalitozoon cuniculi GB-M1, 822 nucleotides long. RefSeq lists its product as uncharacterized. Bases 1 to 822 code for a protein of 273 amino acids. NCBI's taxonomy places the organism in Eukaryota, Fungi, Microsporidia, Unikaryonidae. The record is from RefSeq and is marked provisional. The transcript has a single exon.